Molecule: messenger RNA, 846 nt
Organism: Malassezia globosa CBS 7966
Lineage: Eukaryota; Fungi; Basidiomycota; Malasseziomycetes; Malasseziales; Malasseziaceae
Exons: 1
Coding region: 1-846 (281 amino acids)
Biological process (GO): pyridoxal 5'-phosphate biosynthetic process; pyridoxine metabolic process
Cellular component (GO): glutaminase complex; cytosol
Molecular function (GO): glutaminase activity
Source: RefSeq, a predicted model, not a curated record
AUGAGCAGCGGUGAAGACACCGUGUGCGUCACAGUGGGUGUUUUGGCGCUCCAAGGCGCAUUUCAUGAGCACAUGGCUCGUUUCGCGUCGCUGAAUGCGUCUGCCAAAGGCUUCUGUGUGCGUCCCAUUGCCGUGCGGCGAGUUGAUCAACUAGAGCAAUGCCAUGCUCUUGUGAUACCUGGUGGCGAGUCUACAGCAAUCGCGCUGGGUCUGCGCAAUGCUGGUCUCACAGAACCGGUUCGCGAGUGGAUUCGCCGCGGCCGUCCGGUUUGGGGAACAUGUGCUGGCAUGAUUAUGCUUGCUGCUAUUGCCACUGGUGGCAAGCGCGGUGGCCAAGAACUGCUCGGAGGCAUGGACAUUCAAGUGGGUCGUAACGGGUUUGGUUCGCAGGUGUAUUCGUUUGAAUGCGACGUCCAAUGCCCAGCGCUCGGCGCCAAGCCAUUUCCUGGCGUGUUUAUUCGUGCUCCAGUCGUCGAGCGUCUUUUGUCGCUGCCCACAUCCACAUCCUCGUCUUCCAGUGACAAUGCUCAGGAUACCAUUGCGGCUGUACAGCCAGACGUUGCUCCUUCGUCACUCACGUCAGCGCCUGUCAAGUCUGACCAUGUGCCAGUGUCUCGCAGCCCUGCCGACAUGCAUUCGUCUAAGCACUCGGUCGAGCCUAUUGCGUGGCUUCCUGCCACGGAGCCCAUCGUGGGUGAAUCGCCUGCCCAAAAUGAACGUGCGCCUUCGCGCAUAGUGGCUCUUCGUCAAGGACGCUUGCUAGUCACGAGUUUCCAUCCUGAACUCACCACAGAUACGCGUCUGCAUUGCUACUUUGUGCGUGAGAUGGUGCUUCCGUCUAUGUAG